CCAAUUAGCAAUUGCAUUGAUAUGACAACAAAACUUUCUGUUCUGAAAGCUGAAAGCUCACAAAACACGCUCAUUUUCAUUAUUUUUACUUCAUAGUUUUUGUUUAAAGUUGAAUUUGAACGCGGAUUUCGACUGUUGAGUGAUAAGAUAUUUUGAGAUUUAAUAAAUAAUGUGUUCGGAAAAAUAAAAUCAGCGUUACUUUCGAGUGCACGAUAAGAACUGAAAGUGCGCCGUGAUCGGAAAUGCUCCUAUGAAGAUAUCAUCAUUCUUGUCUUACGUUUUUCAGUGAAUUCAAUCAUCUUGUCAACAACUAAUAAUGGAAAGUGUCGCCUGCAUCGAAAAGGAAAAUCCAGAUAAAUAUAAGAAAAAACCUGAUUCCUACUCUAGGGUAUCGGUCUCUUCAGAUACCUCCAACUCUGCUGAUAUUGGCGAUGUUGAGUCGAAGAAAAAUGUCGCGCUCGUUAUUCACAACGAUGAAAAUCAUCUCAUCUCGAGCAGCCAUAACAAUAAGAAAACCUACGAUCAAACCAAUAACAUCUCGAACAGCGUUGAUUUGAAUGAAAUAAAAUGUGAGAUUAAUAACGUAGGCCACGACGAACCGUCAACGUCUGGCAUCAGCAAAGAACUAGCAUCAAAACUGACAGUUUUAAAACUACCAAAAUCGGAGUUAGAUACUAGCGAAGAUGAAGAUCACUCGCAUUAUGAAACAUUGGUUUCACAAAAUUUCACCGAUGUGGCUGUAACUAGAGAACGACCUUCAAGUUUACCAUUUCAUAAAGGUAAACGUCGCGUUUUAAAAAUAUCACCUGAAGACAUAUCGAGUCCAGACAGUCCCAUGAGUGACGAAGAAAUGAAUAAAUAUUUCAGUCCAGACACAGAUUCGCAAGAUGAAAUGGAAAAUUCUAUUUUAGAACAGUUACACAAUAAAAUUCCCGAAUUAACUGUGGAAGAAGAAAGAGCUGAUAUGAAAAGCUGGAAAGCUUGCACCAUUGGAGGAAUCAAGAGGCAGAUUGAUAUGAAAGUAAUUGAGCCUUAUAAAAGAGUUUUAUCUCAUGGCGGUUAUCUGACGACCGGUUCUCAUAACGCCAUUAUAACUUUCAGCGCUUGUUUUCUACCUCAUAAAAGUCGUGUUGAUUAUAAUUACGUGAUGGAUAAUUUAUUUUUUUACGUUUUAUACACUCUGAAUCAGCUGGUAACCGAUGAUUAUGUGUUAGUAUAUCUGCACGGAGGUACGCCUAAAGAUUGCAUUCCUAAAUUUUCUUGGCUUAAGAGGUGCUAUCAGAUGAUCGAUAGGAAAUUGAAAAAAAAUCUAAAAGCUUUAUAUUUAGUACAUCCUACUUUCUGGCUGAAAACUCUAGUCUACAUGAUUAAACCUUUUAUUAGUUCAAAAUUCAGCCAUAAAAUGCAUUUUAUUCAUAGUCUCGCCGAGCUCUACGAUACUUUACCUAUUGAAGAAGCCAGUAUACCAGAUAAAGUUAAGCAAUAUGAUAGAAUUAAGUUGAGCUUGCGGCGUAAAGAGCAAUAAUUAACUAACAGGGUUUUUUUUUAUUCCAUGCAUAAUUAUUUAUACGUUUACUUUAAUUUAUUUAUCGAAUUAUAGUAUUUAUGUAAGUCGUUAAUAAGAUAAAUUUCAUAAUGCCGAGCACCUUAUUUAUACUUAGCUAAAGAAGUUUUGAAUGGUUCGGAAUUUGUGCUAAAAAGAAAACUAAAAAAAAAAAAAACAGUCAUUGCUUUCAACAUUUGCUCUACUCUUAUUAGUUCUAAAUGUGGUUGUUUUAAUCGCGUUGGAGCAUUAUUUUCCAAUAAUUUUAGUUAUAUAGGUACGUGUGUGCUCUCUAAAAUUAAAUUCACAGAUUAUAUCCUUUAUAAAUGAGUGUGAUGUAGGAAAUACCUUAGUUGAAUUUUUUAUAAAUGUAAGUACAUAAUUUGAAAUAAUUGAAUUUAUCGUUCACCUGAUGGAAAUUUUUCUAUGUACAUUCCAUAAUUUUUAUCCGGUUUUAUUACGGUUUUUAUUUCGUUUAUUUUUGUUUGUUACAUUCUUUUUAUCGUUUUAUUUAUUUUACUUUUAAUUACUUUUCCUGUACCUUUUUGUGUUUUCGUAUUUCAGUUUAUCGUUUCAUGUUUUUCCUAACUAAUCAUCAUAGACUGAUUCUUUUUUUUAAAAUUGCAUUUUAAUUUAUUCGUCAAAAUUACAAUCAUUGAUACAACAAAAUUCGAAUCUCAAGAUAUGUAUAGUUACCUUCAUUCUAUUCCCUAUCAUGCUGCAUUCCUAAUUUUUAUACUUUGAAUAUGUAAAAAUAUGAUUGAUUUAAUACAUAUUUUCAUUAAAAAUGUCCUUUUUACAAAAUACGUAUAGGAUAUGUCUAUAUUGUCUAUGUUUUGUCGUAAAAACAGGUUACAUUGCGUUGUAGCCUAUAUCAUGCUGAAUGAAGAGGAAUAUACAUGAGCCAUAUUUAAUAUGCCAUAAAUACUUACCUACCUACUAUGAAAAUAUUUCUAUUGUAUCGAAGACUUAUAUUUUCUAAGUUAGCAGCUAACUAAUACAUUGUCUUGAAUUAAUAAAGUGAAAUGAAGAACUAAUGCACUCGUUAUGGUAACAUUUUGUAUGAAUAUAUGUACUUGUUUCAGUU
Planococcus citri (citrus mealybug) is the source of this 2630-nucleotide messenger RNA. RefSeq names its product protein prune homolog 2. The coding region runs from base 317 to 1525 and encodes 402 amino acids. The record is from RefSeq and is a predicted model, not a curated record. The transcript is spliced from 2 exons. Gene Ontology annotation, cellular component: cytoplasm. NCBI's taxonomy places the organism in Eukaryota, Metazoa, Arthropoda, Insecta, Hemiptera, Pseudococcidae.